AUGUACGCCGCUCAGAAUAUAACGCCAACAGUUUUGGAUGCCAUGAACGGAAAUGUUUCCGAAUGGUAUAACGAAUGCGACAAUGCCAUUAGAAGGUCAGAAAUAGUUCCUGGAACUUACGAAUAUACAACUGCUGUUUCUUAUGGAAACGUAGGUGAGUUUGGAGAAGGUUCUUCAACAACAGUAGAUAUUGCUUGCGACAGGUUUCAUAUUAUUUCUAUUGACAACUCAUUCUUAUACGUGGAACAAGACAUUGAAAUAAAACCUUCUGCCAAGUUGUCUGACAAGAAAGGUUGCAAUGGAAUUUUCUAUGUCGGAUACCAAUAUGCUCCAGAAGUUUUCAUGGGAUAUAAGAUAUAUUCUAACUCUGACUUAGUUCAAACAGUAACAUGGGCAAACUAUGAAUGGUUCGCUUUGAGAAACUCAGUACAACCACAAGCUAGAGAACAAACAGACCAGUAUGCAAAUAUUGAGAAAAUAAGAAGACUUGACCCUAACGUUCCAGGAGUUUAUGUUAACCUUUCUGGACAAACUGCAGCAGCAGUAACCAAAGUAAAACUGAAACUUAGAGUUCCUUUGUCAUCUUUCCUCAUCUUCAGGUUUUUAAGAUACUUGCCAAACUGGGCAGGAAAAAUUUCUAUUGAACUUACUCCAAGCAAAAAUAACUUAGUCAUUGCACCAACACAAGACCCAUUCACUAUUACAGACGUAAAGGGAACAAAUCAAACGUCAUUCGCCGAAUUUUGCAAAGACAAAGUUGACUUAGACUUUGGUUUCUCAAACUUCAACAAUGAAGUAAACUAUUAUUUCAAUGCUGCUGGAACUGCUUGGGACCCAGUUAAGUUUACAUGCGAAAA
This is a messenger RNA of Trichomonas vaginalis G3, 857 nucleotides long. RefSeq names its product protein of unknown function, DUF4106 family. The transcript has a single exon. Lineage: Eukaryota; Parabasalia; Trichomonadida; Trichomonadidae. The record is from RefSeq and is a predicted model, not a curated record. The annotation marks the transcript as partial.